AUGUCAGAUGCCUAUUUAAAAGCUUCAACAUCUUUUUAACCUUAUAACAAUUAGAAAUAAGAUACUUUUUCUGUAGAUGUAUCGAUGGAUCCUUUUCGAUUGCAUAGGCCCGUAAUAAGAGUUUAAACAUCUUUCGAAAAAAUUAUGUAAUAUUAGUCUACUGAUAAACCUUUUUCACCAAUUCCACAUUGUAAUAGACAUUUGUUAUUUUUUUAGAAAUUCAAUCUUCAUUUGAUGGAUAAGAGAUGUGUUACUUGAUGAAUAGCCAAAAUAAAUGUUCAUUCAAUAAUUCAUUAGAUAGCAAAUAAUGGUUUCAAAGGCCAUUAGACAUUUAAAAUUCAUAAUGUAAGUAAUCUGUAAAUAUUCCACUCUAAUUUGCUUCACCUAAAGCAUCAUAAGGAAAUAAAAAUGAAAUAGCACAGUAGAAAUAAAAUCAAUCUAGAUCAUAAAAAAAACAUUUUUAAAAAGAAUAACUUAAAUUUUUUAAGGAAGAUUCCGUCUAGAGUGAAGAAAUAAAUCAUCAGGAAGAAAGCAGCAUAGAAUAUAAACCAAAAAAAAAAAAAUAAAUAAAAAAUAAGCGACAAAAGCAUACAAGUGAUAGUUCUGAAUCUUUUAGGAUAUGUAGAAAAAAGAAGAUAUCUAAAGUCAAUGAUACUAAAAAUAUCACUAAAAAUUAUUCAAAAGCUAUUAUUUCAUAUAUUUUCAAUAAUCCUCAAGUUGUUUAAAGACUUAUGCAAAAACAUAGAUAUGAUGACUUAGUAAAUUUCUUAAAAAACAAAAAAAAUUCAAUGACAAAUAUCAAAUAAUUAAGAGAUUUAUGGUUGGAUGGGGGUAAAAAUGCGGAAUACAAUAGAGUUUUUAGGAUAAUAAGGUAAAUUUUAGAAAUAAUUUAGUUAAUUAUUCUUAAAAACAUAAGCAGUCUCCUAUGUAUACAAUUCUAGAAUUUCAAAUACGUAGUGGCAUUUAAAAUAUAGAUAUAAUCUACUAAGAGCUUUGAAAGAACCUGAAAAUUUCAAAUAUAUUAAAGAUAUUUGA
Paramecium pentaurelia is the source of this 1035-nucleotide messenger RNA. The record is from the annotation of a GenBank genome assembly. NCBI's taxonomy places the organism in Eukaryota, Ciliophora, Oligohymenophorea, Peniculida, Parameciidae.